Messenger RNA from Archocentrus centrarchus (flier cichlid), 2026 nucleotides. RefSeq lists its product as uncharacterized. NCBI's taxonomy places the organism in Eukaryota, Metazoa, Chordata, Actinopteri, Cichliformes, Cichlidae. The transcript has 6 exons. The record is from RefSeq and is a predicted model, not a curated record. Bases 125 to 1687 code for a protein of 520 amino acids.
UUGUGGACAAGUGUGCUAAAAUUUUUAUUAUUUUUUGUUCUUACAGGUCCGUGUGAAGAUGCAGUGGAAGUGCAGAUACUGAUUCUUUGAGAGCUUUGGAGUGGACAAGUUCUGCAGGUUCUGCAUGGCAACGAUGAGUGAGAUCCAAGACAAGGAGAUGGCAGCACACCAGAAGAUGACCUUGAGAGUAAUUUUCACAGAGACGGAUAUAAGAAAGGUUGUUCUGAAUACGAGACCUACUACAGUGGAGGAUUUGAUAGGCAAGCUUAAAGAAUCACUGGGACUUAAUUUCAACUUCAGUCUCCAGUACCAAGAUCCUGAAUUCAAUUAUGAAGUGUGCAAUCUGACAGAUAUCGAAGAUCUUCCUGAAAAACCAACAGUCAAGGUCAUCCCUCUACUUGAGUUGGUAUCUGUCUCAACAUCUGAAGAAAUCUUGAGUGGCACACCCAGUGUAGCAGAUACAGAGAUCCUCUCUACAUCCUCGCAGGAGCGACAGAAACAGUGGCCAGAUUGUUUUGAUUUUCCUGUUGAUGUAGCAUAUAGACUUAGGCAAGCAGAUCUUCAGUUUCUUCGUGAUGGUACGCACCUGAAAGUAACAAAAGAGCUGAAACAUGAGAUUCUUGAAAGAUUGGCAGAGAGCAUGUAUAGUUACACAGCAUACCCAAAUAAUGCUCAGUUUGAAAGUGUUGCACAAGCCCUCAUAAGCAAGCACCCCUCUCUCCAGGAGCGAGGCUCAACCAGUCGCUGUAGUGGCUGGAAAAAUAGUCUAAAAUUUCAAAUGGCUAAUUACAGAACAAAGCGCAGAAGAUCAGGGUGCCUUGAUGUAGCAGUAAAUGCAGGGAAACGAGGAGGGCAUUCAACUGAAGGAGAACCAGCCAACAAGAACAUCAAGAAGGCAAAGAAAGGCGAGAUCAACUUCUUACCCAACUUUCCAGAGGGAUUUAAUCAGGUAGCCCGCAAAGACUUGGUUAAUGAAAUGCAGAAGAGAACACCAAAUGGACAGCUUGUGAAAGAGAAGAUGGAUCUGACAUUUGCAUUGAGAAGAAAAGAGGUGGUGGGGUCAGAACCUGCCGUAUGUGAGAUGGUGGAACGUUGGCCUGCUCUUUUCACAGAAGAUCAGGUAUGCAUGGAGUUCAACAGGAUUGUUGGCAAGAAUCUCAAACAGGAAUUCUAUGAGAGCGUUGAUCGGCACAGUCCUCGUCUUAUCGAGAUUUUUCGAUCCAAGAGAGGGAACAUUGGCCAAAUGUUGACACAGCUUUCCCAACAAACAAUGACUGCAGAGCCAACUGAUAUUCAAACACUGGUGCUCAGAGGACUUCCUGUUAUCCUUGGUGACAACCCCACAGACUUGUACAAACCAGCCUUUGCCUCAGAUGAUGAUGACUCCUUCUGCAACAUUGACAUUGGGAUCCUCCUCAUUCAACCUGAAGGUGCUGUGCCCUCAUCCUCCCUGCAUCUCAGUCCAGCCUCACUAAACAUCAUCAUUGAGGGAGAAGUGGUGAUGGACAACAUUCAAGACCUGCCAAAAGCUGUGUGUCUUCUCUUUGGACUUGCAUAUGCAAUGCAUCUCAGUUACCCCAUUUCUAUGAAGUUCACGUUCCAGUUCAUCCAGCAGGUAUUUCUUGAGCUGGGCCACGUUGAACUAAAACCAAAGUUACAAACAUUGAAAAACCAGCUUGCGAUGUAAAGAAAUGUCUUGUGUGUUGUUGUCAGUGAACAGUCAGGGGGUUGAAAAUAUACUCGAGCAACUUUAUCAACUCCAUCUGCAUUAUCUAAUGCAGUUCAGUGCAGCAGUACUGCCUCAACUUUUAUUUCUUAAGAAAGUUUGUAAUGUUCAGUUUACAGUGUUAUAAGAGACAUCAGUGUCAGGCCACUUGUACUCUACAAAACAGGAUUUAGACGUGUAUGCUCAGGGCUCCAUAGUAAUAUUUAGUUGAUACAGUUAAAGGAAAAUUCAGCACUUUUCAUAUAAAUGUCCAGUUUGUGUUGAUGGUAAAUGUAGUCAUUUGAAGCAGUAAAUUCAAAA